CGCAUUUUAACCAAAUAUGAUCAACAGUUUUAGUGUGGCAGGUGCGGGCGCAGGUGCUGCGGCGACUGCUGCAAUUACGCUGCAUUUUAACUACAGCAACAACAACAACAAUAACAAUAACAGCAGUGGCAUUAAAAUUGUGCCAGCAGCAUCAAAUGAGCACAAAAGCCAAAGUUUAAUCAACAAUGCCGCCCCAGCAACAACAAAAACAGAAACAAACACAACAACCACUCCAAAAAUAUUUCAAAUAACACAAACCGAAGCGGAGGCAAAGCAUUUUCUAAUGGCUUUUCCCCAACAACAACAACAACAACAGCAGCAGCAGCCGAAGCAAAAGGCAGGCGCCUCACUGAAAUGGAUGCCGCCUGGCAAAGUAAAUACCUCAGCAAGCACCAAAGAGCCGCAGCUUAGACAAGUCAGCAUUCAGUCCAGCAACAACAGCAGCAGCAGUAGCAGCAGCAGCAACAACAAGCAGCAACAGUUGCAACCAGCAACAACAACAACAGGGUUAGCCAAAAGUGCCUUUAUUGAAGCAUGGACAAUGCCACAGCAACAACAACAAAGGACUGAGGACCAAGAAAAUGCCUUUCGCCAAAUCGAAGAUGUACACAAUUAUGCCAAACUCAGCAGCGAACUGGGCGAGGAAGAUGAAGAGGACGACGACGACGACGAUGACGACGAGGAGGAGGAGGAUGAGGAUGAUGAUGAGGAAGAGGAGCGGCAGCCAACAAAGAAAACCCAUCUAAAUGUGCCCAACAACACAAAUGACGAUGAUUCCGAGGAGCAUGUCGAGGUGGAUGUGGUCACUGUGACGCCAACGGCAACAACUGUUGCAACAGCGGCGGCGGCGGCGGCAGCAGCAGCACCACAACUACAACUGCAGCAGGAGCAGCUGAUGUCCAAGGUGGAUCAGCAGGAGCAUAUGCGGCCGGAGCAUCAUGCACGGCGUCCCAUGAACGCAUUUCUUAUAUUCUGUAAAAGGCAUCGCGCCAUUGUCAAAGAGCGCUACAAAUCGCUGGAGAAUCGAGCCAUCACAAAAAUACUCGGCGACUGGUGGGCCGCACUGGAUGAGCAGGAGAAGCAGUGCUUCACCGAUUUGGCGCAACAGAACAAGGAUGCCUUCUUCAAUGCCAAUCCCAAUUUCAAAUGGUACAAACUGCCCGCACCGCCGCUGCGGACGCUCGCCACCCGUCCCAGCAAUGCUCCCGCCGGACAAAUGAAUGAGGAGCAGCUGCAGCCGCAUCCACAGCAGCAGCUCCAGUGGGCGCCCAAUGAUGUGGCGCAUAUGCUGCGCAGCAACUAUUUCAAGUUUGCGGACGAGACACAAAUGGGUGAGCUGAGCGCCUUGCUCAGCGCCAAUGCGGGCAGUGUGCCGGACAAGGAUUAUGCGCUGCAGCAGGUGCUCAGCGAGACGACACAGUUCCUGAGCACGCACAUGCCCAACAACAAUAAUAAUAAUAGUAAUAAUUGUAAUAAUAAUAAGCGACUGCUGGACAGCGGCAGCAAUUCGAGCGAGGAGGAGGAGCGCGGCACGCCCAACAAAAAGCUAAAGACCGCGCGCAGCUGCAAGGGCAAAAUCUAUCAGGAACUUAUCAAUUCUGGCCAACUGGCGGCCAUUGCCAAGAAGUCCAAAUGUCGCCUCAAUAGUGGCGGCAGCAGCAACAACGAUGCCAACAGCAAUACGCCGCCAAUUUCACCAACAAACGCCGUUGUUGUUGUCUCCGGCGGACAGUUGGUGCUGCCGGUGCAGCCGGAGACGACAACAGCGUUGCGUGUUGUUGCGGCAAACGAAUUCGAUUUGGAGGAGAAGAUCAGGGAGCUGCCGGCGCUCAGUCUGGAUGCCUAUUUGCAGCGCAAGCGCAGCACCAAAAAGAAGAAGAAAUUCAGCAGCAGCAAAAAGCAACGGAACCCCAACUUCAACUCCAACACCAGCAGCAGCACCCCAGCAGCAACAGCAGCAGCAGCAGCAGCAACUGUUGCUGCCGUGUCAACAGCAACAGCAGCAACUGUUGCUGCCGUGGGCAGCCAGAAGCGCAAGGCGCGCAAGGAGAGCAUCACGCGUCGCGAUGUCAGCGCCAUCGAGCAGGAGGUGGCCUCCAUACUGCCCCUGACCAUAAAUGGCUGCUACUAUUUCAAUGAGACGCGCGCCGCAGCAGCAGCAGCAACAGUUGCCGCCACAACAGCAACAGCAACAACUGUUGCCGCAUCGCCGCCGCUGUCGUCGUCAUCGUCGUCGACGCUGUCCGCCUACGAGCAGGCCGGCUACGAUGUGACCACUACCUCAGAUCUGCUCAUUCUCGCCGAGGUGGCCGCCAAUCGCACCGAGCUGACCAAGUCCAACUAGCAGCAGCAGCAGCAGCAGCAACAGCAACAGUUGCUAGCAGCAGCAGCAGCAACAGUUG
Drosophila novamexicana is the source of this 2402-nucleotide messenger RNA. RefSeq names its product myb-like protein AA (gene bbx). Gene Ontology annotation, molecular function: RNA polymerase II transcription regulatory region sequence-specific DNA binding; DNA-binding transcription factor activity, RNA polymerase II-specific. The coding region runs from base 17 to 2344 and encodes 775 amino acids. The record is from RefSeq and is a predicted model, not a curated record. Gene Ontology annotation, cellular component: nucleus. The transcript has 4 exons. Lineage: Eukaryota; Metazoa; Arthropoda; Insecta; Diptera; Drosophilidae. Gene Ontology annotation, biological process: regulation of transcription by RNA polymerase II.